Messenger RNA from Fomitiporia mediterranea MF3/22, 1212 nucleotides. RefSeq lists its product as uncharacterized. Lineage: Eukaryota; Fungi; Basidiomycota; Agaricomycetes; Hymenochaetales; Hymenochaetaceae. The record is from RefSeq and is a predicted model, not a curated record. Gene Ontology annotation, cellular component: intracellular membrane-bounded organelle; membrane; cytoplasm. The transcript has 2 exons. Gene Ontology annotation, biological process: sphingosine biosynthetic process. The coding region runs from base 1 to 1212 and encodes 403 amino acids.
AUGUCUGACUCCCUUAUUCUAAUUAUCAAUCCAAAAUGCGGUGAUGAACAGGGACCUGACUUUGUUGAUGAGCACGUCAUUCCGCUUCUCUCGGGAAAAGGUAUUCAUAUCGAUAGACAAAUCGUCACUACUGCGCCGGGUCACGGAGGAUUGGAAGUCGUUAACUUCAUUAACGGACAUAAGGAACACUCCUCUAUUUCCAUUAUUCUUGCCAGCGGUGACGGAACAUUACAUGAGAUAAUAAACUCCGUUCACAACGCUAGUUUCGUUCACGAGUUACAGAUUUCGGUCGCACUAGUACCAACCGGGACGGCCAACGCCCUUUACUCUUCACUCUUCUCGCAUGCUCUUGCAGGUUUGCAAGGCGGAAGCAUAACUCCGAUAGACUAUAAGCUGCAUUCAGUCAAGUCUCUUCUUAAUGGUCGGCGAAACAUCUCACCGCUCACGAUAACAAAAGCGACCGUGCGUUCUUCAGCGAAUGAAAUCACAGCUUCAUCCUUCGCAGCCGUUGUGACGUCUACCGCACUGCAUGCGUCGAUCUUGCAUGACUCGGAAAGUCUCCGAGAACAGGUUCCUGAUCUCAGCCGAUUCAAGUUAGCGGCACAGAAGAACAUCACCCGUUGGUACCAAGGCACCGUCAAAUUCCGGCCUGCAGAUAACGGUCAGGUUCUGGUGUACGAUAGUCACUCAAAUCAAUUCGUGCCUUUCGUCGGCGACGACAACAAUGCAACGGAACCAACGAUGUCUGGGCCUUUUGCAUAUUUUCUAUCAACAGUAAAUGUGGACCGCCUUGAACCUUCCUUCGUCAUCUCGCCAUUGCAUUCCAAGAUACCUUCCGGUGGUAGAACGAUGGAUCUCAUAGUUAUUCGGCCAAAGAGGGAUCCCACGAUACCCAAAGAGUCCAGUUCAGAGGAUGACCACACUCGUUUCGCGAAGAAGGUGGAACAGGCGCUUUAUGCAGCGUACAGAGAUGGUGCGCAUGUUGGCCUGAAAUAUUCCAGGGAUGGCCAACUAUUGGAUGGAGCUGCAAGCAAAAGUUUGCAUAGCCUUGUAGAAUAUAUCAGAUUCACAGGAAGUUGGCGCUGGAUCAAUACUGGAACAGAGAUCGCUCAUCUGUGCGUGGAUGGAGCUAUCUUUGAUAUCGAGACUGGAGGGGAAGCAGAAUGUCAAGUGAUAGAUUCCAAAGUCCUACGUUUCGGUAUAUUCGUCUAG